Molecule: messenger RNA, 1013 nt
Organism: Syzygium oleosum
Lineage: Eukaryota; Viridiplantae; Streptophyta; Magnoliopsida; Myrtales; Myrtaceae
Product: NAC domain-containing protein 90-like
Exons: 3
Coding region: 77-820 (247 amino acids)
Biological process (GO): regulation of DNA-templated transcription
Molecular function (GO): DNA binding
Source: RefSeq, a predicted model, not a curated record
ACCAUUUCUGUUGUGAGGUAAAACGCAUACGAGCACAUCCCUACUUUAGAAACCUAGGAUACAGUAAAAGAGAAACAUGAUGGAGGAUCAUCCGACAGGCUUCAGGUUCUAUCCAACGGAGGAAGAGCUCAUUUCUUUCUAUUUGCACAACCAGCUCGAGGGCUCGCUACAAGACCAGCUCCACCAGAUCAUUCCGGUAUUCAACAUCUAUGCCACCGAGCCGUGGAAUCUCCCAGAGCUUUCCGGAGAGUUGUGCCGAGAAGACAAAGAGCAGUGGUUCUUCUUCGCUCCGAUGCAGGAGAGAGAAGCCAGAGGAGGGAGACCUAGCAGAAGCACGGCGGUGGGUUACUGGAAGGCGACCGGGUCGCCUGGUUAUGUCUACUCGGCGGACAACAAAGUGAUUGGGAUGAAGAAGUCCAUGGUCUUCUACGUGGGAAAAGCUCCAACAGGAACAAAAACCAAAUGGAAAUUGAACGAGUAUAAAGCCAUAGAAAUAAUCUCACCUCCCAAUUCUAAUUCUUCAAGUUCUAGCAUGCCCGGGUUUAGGUUGAGGCAUGAGUUCGCGUUGUGCCGAGUGUACGUUGUGUCCGGGAGCUCCCGAGCAUUUGAUCGUCGGCCAUUGGAGUUGGUGGUUGCGGAGACAAUACAAGGUGGAGAUGGUGAAAGUGGCAGUGGCGGUGGCUAUGGCGGAUCGGUGUCCUCAUCAAGAUCAGUGACAGAAAAUAGUGCUGGAAUUUCCCGUUACAGGGAGACGACUACGUCGACUAGUAUGGAAACCGAAGAACCUAUAUGGGAUUGGGAACAACUCAAUUGGUUUUAAAACAGUCCUUAGAAAACAGAUUUCCUCUGGAUGAAUUACCAUCUUUGACAGAAAGUUGUUCGUCAAUCGAUUUUUUCUCUUUUUAGUUUCCAUUGGGUUCCAAUGGGAAAAGGGUUAAUGACAAUAGCGUGUCCUCUAAUAAUGUGCAUCUACAAGAGAAUAAUAUUGACCAAGAUACAGUAUGUCUAGUAUA